GAAGGAAGUUGCGGGCCGUCGGCGCGUGCUCUGCUAGCAAUGGCGGCCCCCAAGAAACCCUUGGAAUUCCAUGCUAAGCGACCCUGGGGCCGGGAGGUGGCGGUGGAAGAUCCAGACGAAGACGACGAGGAUGAUAACGUUGAAGAUGAGAAUGGGUUCUCCCUGGAGGAAGUUUUACGACUCGGAGGCACCAAGCAAGAUUACCUUAUGCUGGCUACUUUGGAUGAGAAUGAGGAAGUGGUGGAUGGAGGCAAAAAAGGAGCAAUUGAUGACCUCCAACAAGGUGAAUUGGAAGCAUUUAUUCAUAAUCUUAGUUUGGUCAAGUACUCAAAAGCUUUCUUAAUUGAAGAUGAAUCAGCUAAAAAAGAAGAUGCCAGCAAAAAAGAAGCAAGACUAUCUAAAGUAGAUGAUAAAAAGCAAAAUGUAACAGAGAGUGAAAAGACAUCAACCAGUAAGGUGAAAAAUAAAAAUAAACCAGAAGAACAUUCUGAUGAGAACAGCACCAUACCUAAAAUAAGGAAAGAUAAACAGCAAGACAUCUUUGAAUUUUUUGAGAGACAGACAUUGUUACUCAAGCCUGGAGGCAAAUGGUACGAUCUGCAGUACAGCAGUGAAUAUUCUUUGGAACCCCAGCCUCAAGCUGUUGUGUCUAAGUACAAAACCUUGGCUCAGAAGUUGUAUGAGCAUGAAAUCAACUUAUUCAAAAAUAAGACGAAUAACCAAAAGGGAGCCUCUUCCACCUGGAUGAAGACAAUUGUGUCAACUGGGACGCUAGGUGAUAGGAUGGCAGCCAUGAUUCUCCUUAUUCAGGAUGAUGCUAUUCACACACUCCAGUUUGUAGAAACUCUCAUGAACCUUGUCAAAAAGAAGGGCAGCAAACAGCAGUGCCUCAUGGCUUUGGGUACUUUCAAAGAGUUACUAAUCACGGACCUUUUGCCAGAUAGUCGGAAGCUGCGGAUUUUCAGCCAACAUCCUUUCAGCAAACUAGAACAGUUGUCCAGUGGCAACAAGGAUUCAAGAGAUAGAAGGCUGAUAUUGUGGUAUUUUGAACACCAGCUAAAAAACAUAGUGGCUGAAUUUGUGCAGGUCUUAGAAACUUUAAGUCAUGAUUCAUUAGUAACCACCAAAAUUCGAGCCCUUGCAGUGGCUCAUGAGCUUCUUUGUAACAAACCUGAGGAAGAGAAGGCUCUUCUUGUGCAGGUGGUAAACAAACUGGGAGAUCCUCAAAACAGAAUCGCCACAAAAGCCUCCCAUCUGUUAGAGACAUUGCUUUGUAAACAUCCCAAUAUGAAAGGAGUUGUGUGUAGUGAAGUAGAAAGGCUGCUUUUUCGCUCAAAUAUCAGCUCCAAAGCACAAUAUUAUGCAAUUUGCUUUUUAAAUCAAAUGGUCCUCUCCCAUGAAGAAAGUGAAUUAGCUAACAAAUUAAUAACUCUUUAUUUUUGUUUUUUUCGGACUUGUAUCAAGAAAAAAGAUAUUGAAUCAAAAAUGCUUGGUGCCCUUUUAACAGGAGUGAAUAGGGCAUUCCCUUACUCCCAGACUGGUGAUGACAAAGUGAGGGAGCAGGUUGACACCCUGUUUAGAGUGUUGCAUAUAGUGAAUUUCAAUACCAGUGUGCAAGCCUUAAUGUUGCUGUUCCAGGUAAUGAAUUCUCAGCAGACAAUAUCAGAUCGAUAUUAUGCAGCAUUAUAUAGGAAGAUGUUGGAUCCAGGGUUGCUGAUGUGUUCUAAGCAAGCCAUGUUUCUUAACCUUGUCUACAAAUCUCUGAAAGCUGACAUAGUCUUGCGCAGGGUAAAGGCUUUUGUGAAGCGGUUACUUCAGGUUACUUGUGAACAGAUGCCACCAUUCAUAUGUGGAGCCUUGUAUCUUGUGUCUGAAAUCCUUAAAGUAAAACCAGAUUUAAGAAGUCAACUACACGAUCAUCCGGAGUCUGAUGAGGAGGAAAAUUUUAUUGACAUAAAAGAUGAUGAAGACAUGGAAAAAUUCACUGAUGCAGAUGAAGAAACAGGUACAGUGAAAAACAUUGAGACAGAAGAAACUGUAUCUGAAAGUCAUAUAGAAACCAAGAAAUCAGUGUCUGCUUCUUGGGUGCACUUUGAUAAUUUGAAAGGUGGCAAACGCUUAAAUACAUAUGAUCCUUUCAGUAGAAAUCCUUUGUUUUGUGGAGCUGAAAAUACAAGUCUUUGGGAACUCAAAAAGCUAUCUGAGCAUUUUCACCCCUCUGUAGCCCUCUUUGCAAAGACUAUCCUUCAGGGCAAUUAUAUUCAGUAUUCAGGGGAUCCACUGCAGGAUUUCACAUUAAUGAGAUUCUUGGAUCGAUUUGUAUACCGAAAUCCAAAGCCACAUAAAGGCAAAGAAAACACUCACAGUAUUGUGAUGCAGCCAAAACGAAAGCAUUUUAUGAGGGAUAUUCGUAGUUUUGCUGUGAAUAGUAAGGAGUUCCUUGCAAAAGAAGAGAGCCAAAUACCAGUGGAUGAAGUGUUUUUUUACCGGUAUUAUAAAAAAGUUGCAAUUAAAGAAAAACAAAAAUGGAGUUCAGAUGAAGGAAGUAUAGAAGAUGUGGAUGAUGAGGAGUUUGAAAAGAUGAUUGACACAUUUGAAGAUGAUAAUUGUUUUACCUCUGGAAAGGAUGACCUUGAUUUUGCUGGCAACAUAAAAAAGAAAAUGAAAAGAAGUAAGAAUGACCCUGAAGAUGAAGAUUCAGAAGGUAGUGAUGACGGCCUUGAUAACUUGGAUGUUGACGAAGUUUCUUUAGGAAGUAUGAAUGAAGAAUUUACUGAAAUUGAUGAAGAUGCAGGAACACUCAUGGAUAUAUUGGAUGAAGAAAAUGAAGACAUUCCAGAACUUGAUGAUGGAGUCAACUCCAAAGUCAGUACAAAGAGAAGCAAGAGAAAAGGUAUAAAUGAUUUUGACUUCUCUGGAUCAUUUCAGGGAUCAAGGAAAAAAAAUAAAAGAAAUCUCAAUGACUCCAAUCUGUUUGUAUCUGCUGAAGAGUUUGGCCAUCUAUUGGAUGAAAAUAUGGGAUCCAAGUUUGAUAGUAUUGGCAUGAAUGCCAUGGCUAACAAAGAUAAUGCAAGUCUCAAACAGCUUAAAUGGGAGACUGAACGUGAUGACUGGCUACACAACAGAGAUGUAAAAAGUAUGAUCAAGAAAAAGAAGAAUUUCAAAAAGAAGAGGCCAAAGGUCACUCAAAAAAUUAAAAAAAGAAAAUGAGUGUUUUCUAAAUAAAUUAUAAAUUAGAAUUCUA
This is a messenger RNA of Manis pentadactyla (Chinese pangolin), 3244 nucleotides long. RefSeq names its product CCAAT enhancer binding protein zeta (gene CEBPZ). The transcript is spliced from 16 exons. Bases 40 to 3210 code for a protein of 1056 amino acids. The record is from RefSeq and is a predicted model, not a curated record. Gene Ontology annotation, cellular component: nucleus. NCBI's taxonomy places the organism in Eukaryota, Metazoa, Chordata, Mammalia, Pholidota, Manidae.